CACCAUUAGACUCGCAAACGAGGGGUAGAAAAAGACAGCACAUAUAAAGAGCGAAUUGAUAGAUGCUAGAGCCAUUUUGUAUGGGAAAUCCACGAUAAAUCAGAUCCAACGCUUUUCUGCAUUGUGAAAAACAGCUCAUUUUAGUGCCAAACGUUAAAUCCAUGUAGGUAUAGACGCUGCAUUACUAGCAAAUAGCAAACAAAUAAAAAUUUCUACUUCAUUUCUGUUCAACUAAAAAAUGGACUUGCUUCAGUGGGUUGGGUUUCCUCAGAUGCGCAGAGGGAAGACCAUAAACCAAACCAAUAGAUCGUAGGCAUCUGUACUAUGAUUGUUUUUAGUUUGUUGGAUUUCUGAGUGGGAGAAAAGAAGUGUUUCUAGGUAGUUCCAGAGAUGGCUGAGGACCCAUUUCUGGAGAGGCACCCACAACAUCACAUUUACCUCGAGAUUGACAGAGUGGAAGCGGAAAUUCGAAGUGUGCAUGAUGAGAACGAGAAAAUUAACGGGGAGAUCAAGGUAGAGGAGGCCAAGAUUGAUGCACUGAGCAAAGAUAUCAAGGAAUACGAGAACCAGCUGAAGGUUUUCGAGCUCAGGUUGAAAGAGGGAAGAAAUAUCGAAGAGAGCAUCGAAAUUGGGAGACAGAAAAGUUUGGUGGAGCAGAGGUUACGCAAUCUCAUUACCUAUGAAUCGACACUCAUUGUCAAAACGUCUUCCAGAGCAGAGGUCUUGCGCGCCCUUGAUAAAGAUCUGGUUCAGCUUUAUGGCCAGAGGAAGGAGCUCCGUCAAGCAGUUGUAAUAUUGGCAGGAUGUCACAAGGACAUGAUUUCUCAAGAUCUCAGCCUUGUAGAUGGAGUUGAGCAAAGACAAGCGUCCAGUGCUGAAGCAAGAUCUCGCUCACGAAAUUCAGCAGGCAAGUUAGUAAUUGAGGGGAUGACAAAUGUAUCUAUAAGUUCUGGAAUAUCAAGUGGAGAUGACGACAACCGCGAGUUCAUGGACAACACUAAUAAAAGAGACAAUGAAAACAUGCAAGAGGAAGAAGAUGAUGAAUUAGAGGAAGGGGUAGAAGAGGAACAUCCAUUGCGGAAGUUGAAGGUGCGCCGGUUGGAUAUACCAGAAGAUGUCUUUUUGACCCCACAACAUAAUGGUGGGUAUGCUGGAUUUCAACACAAGGAGAAUGCUAUGGAGGAUGUUGCCAUGAGCAGAAUGUCGUCUGAACUCAACAAAGAUAUCAUUCUGGAUCAUGAUUGUGCCAGGGAAAGCUGUGAAACACCAUUCUUGGAAGCACAAUAUUUUGAUACAGGCAAAAGGAAGAAAGCAACAAGAAGAACAAGCCGAAUUACUUGUCGGCACUUAGCAAGAAAGUUGACAGUGGAUUUUGAUGAAAAGGGAAAUCCAGUUGGUCCCAAUGCUGGAGGGUUUAAGAGGUCCAUUAAUAGUUAUGUUUGCCAUUUUAUGCCUAUUAAUUUCAAACAGAUUGGAGAUGUUCCAGUUGAAGACUACAAAGCAGUAUUAAAUGUUUUGACAGAGAGGUUUAAUUUUGACCUUAACAAGAAGUAUACUAGGAAAAAAAUUUCAUCCUGUUACCGACAACACAAAUACAAGCUAAUGUUGCAAAUUAAGAAAGAGAUUGAGAGGGGUGUAGAACCUGAGAAACCGUCAUAUGUGAAACAAGAAGAUUGGGAUGCAUUUGUUGCAAAAACAAAAGAUGAAGAGUUUGCAAAAAUCAGUAAUAAAAAUAAAGCCAACAGGAGUCAGCAAAGUGGAGUGCAUCGGACAGGAAGAUUAGGUCGAUCAGGCCGCAAAAGAAAAAUGAAGGAUGAUUCAGGAAUAGAACCAUUGGAUGACGCAUGGAGUAAAGCACUUGCAUUUAAACAAGGCACCAUAUCUCCUACUUGUCAUCAAAAUUUGAUCCAGGGCAUUCACAAAAAUGACUGAAUUAAUGCAAGAUUUUUCAUGCAAAUCCUGGGAUUUAUUAUAUCCAUCUUAAUAUAUUAAAUUUAAGAAAAUUCUAUUAACAAGUCAACCUUUCUGGGCAGAUGCACGUUUACAAUGUGUAACAAUGCUAUCAUCUGCGCAAUGCAUAAUUCCAUAUAUUUUCUUUCUUAGUAUCGUGUAGCAGAAUUUUGAAAGAUGUCAUGGUUGUUUUGUUUCUCAUGCUCGAUGAAAGCGAAGUAUGAUCCUGAUGGCGUCCGUUCCUGUGACAAAGAUGUGCUCUCUCUAAGAAAGCAAUGUUUCCCUUGCUAGUUUUUAGCUUUCUGAAAAGCAUUUUAUUAUGAAGUUGUUAGUGAUACAUGGGAAGGCACCAAGGCCUCAAAUGAAUUAAUGCUCCUCUAUGGACAUGAUGGCGUAGAGAAAUUUUUGCUUGGAAUUGCCAUGAUUAUGGUCUAUAAGACGACUUGGUACUUUACUAGUACUAUUCUAGUAAUGUUUAUUGAUUGUAUUGCAAGAUAAGGAAAGCGUUUUGCUGUAAAAUGAGGGUAUUCUCAGUUGUUACCCAAAUAAUCACAAUCUUUUUUUUGUAACUGCAGACUGUGCCUACUAAUGACUAAUUGUUGAAAUAUAGAAAUUGGAAUGUCUCAUCUUCUAAAAGCUAA
Cryptomeria japonica (Japanese cedar) is the source of this 2591-nucleotide messenger RNA. RefSeq lists its product as uncharacterized. The record is from RefSeq and is a predicted model, not a curated record. The transcript has 8 exons. The coding region runs from base 391 to 1932 and encodes 513 amino acids. NCBI's taxonomy places the organism in Eukaryota, Viridiplantae, Streptophyta, Pinopsida, Cupressales, Cupressaceae.